Aspergillus novofumigatus IBT 16806 is the source of this 540-nucleotide messenger RNA. RefSeq lists its product as uncharacterized. The record is from RefSeq and is a predicted model, not a curated record. Bases 1 to 540 code for a protein of 179 amino acids. Lineage: Eukaryota; Fungi; Ascomycota; Eurotiomycetes; Eurotiales; Aspergillaceae. The transcript has a single exon.
AUGCCUCUUAUCCUUAUCUUACAACUGAGCAAGAUAGCCAAGGCUGACUUUCUUGGAUACAGUGGCUUCACUCUAUCAAGGAACCUCUCCAAUCUCAUGGACAUCAAAGCAUCAUGCUACCGUACAGUCACCCCCGGUAAGACAACAAUCACUGGGACACUUUCACACGGUGAGGGCACGCGAGUCCUGUUCACCGAUGGAAUCCAGGUACACCAGGCAUGGGCAAUCUCAUGGGCGGCAUCUGACACCAAAACAAUGUCUCCAUCGCUACCCCUACUAACCAAUUCAAUGGUCAUCCCUACAUGGGUGCCGGGGGAGAUCAUCCCACCAGGCAAGUACGACAGGGGCAGUGAGGGGUCGGAUAUGCCAGGCUGGGAACCUAUUAUGAGGUUUAUAAUGAUAGGCGUUCCUAUUAUUGGUGUAGUGCUUAUUGCAUCGUGUGUUUGGGCCUGUAUCUGGUGCCGGCGAGUGAGACGGAAGGAACGGCAAGAAACAGAAGAAUUAGUCAAGCAGCAGGAAAUACACACUACAUCAUUGUAG